This is a messenger RNA of Vigna umbellata (rice bean), 2074 nucleotides long. The record is from RefSeq and is a predicted model, not a curated record. NCBI's taxonomy places the organism in Eukaryota, Viridiplantae, Streptophyta, Magnoliopsida, Fabales, Fabaceae.
GCUACCCGUUCCAGUAUGUGUUUUUCUCUAAUAGAUUUCUGUGCUUUGAAUUUUGUUUUUGCAGACCUAGGUUCAGGAAUCAAAUUUCUCUUUGGGCGGUUGAGGACUUUCCUUUUAUAGGGGAACAUCUGAAUUCCUAGUCAUUGAUGGCUACCCCUAGUAAAUCAACACAAAUAACAUCUUCUGACACUUUUGAACAGAAGGGUAAGACUAUGAGUGAGUCAAAUGCAGCCAUUCUUCAAUGUCCUUUAAACCAGCAACUCCAUAGCUCCUUAGAUGGCCCAGUAGCAAUCCUUUGGGAUAUUGAGAAUUGUCCUGUUCCAAGUGAUGUACGGCCUGAAGAUGUAGCAGGUAAUAUAAGAAUGGCUUUACGGGUGCACCCAGUAAUUAAAGGAGCUGUUAUGCUGUUUUCUGCUUAUGGGGAUUUCAAUUCUUUCCCUAGGCGACUUAGAGAGGGCUGUCAGAGAACUGGUGUUAAACUUAUUGAUGUUCCAAAUGGGAGAAAAGAUGCUGCUGAUAAAGCUAUCUUGGUCGAUAUGUUCUUAUUUGCUCUUGACAACCCUCCACCAUCCUCUAUUAUGCUUAUAUCUGGAGAUAUUGAUUUUGCACCAGCACUUCACAUCCUUGGUCAGCGAGGAUAUACUGUUAUUCUUGUCAUCCCUGCUGGGGUGGGUGUUUCGUCUGCCCUAUGCAAUGCUGGUAAAUUUGUCUGGGACUGGCCUAGUGUGGCACGCGGGGAAGGAUUUGUGCCUCCCUCAAAGGCUUUAGUGCCACCCCGUGGAGGUCCAAUUGAGCUUGCUGGAUAUCUGAUGGGGUGCCAAAUCAAUGACAAUUCUGAAGUAUUAAAUGAAGAAGAAGCAAUAGUUUAUAGAGGUAUGUCACAGAACUAUUACAACUCAAGGGAAUUUUCAUUAGUGUCACAAUCACUGUCUGAAUACAACUGUGGCACAUCGAACAUGACAUGCUUGCCGACAACUAUGAGAUCACACAGCCUUCCAUCUGUAUUCAAUGAUGUUCAAGGAGGGUCUAUGAUGCCUUCUGGUGAUCAAAAUGAAUGCCAGUUAUGGGUACAACCUGGGGAUUUAAAUGGCCUCAAGGGGCAGCUGGUAAGAUUGAUUGAACAUUUUGGAGGAUGCCUGCCUCUCGCCCGAGUUCCGGCAGAGUACCAGAAAAUUUAUGGGAGACCUCUUUAUGUUGCUGAAUAUGGGGCAAUAAAGUUGGUCAAUCUUUUCAAGAAGAUGGGCGAUGCCUUGGCUGUGGAAGGGAAGGGGCAUCGGAAAUUUGUGUAUCUCAGAAACUGGAAGGCAGGCCCAAGUGCUCCCCCUCUCUCUCUGGCAAAGAAAGACAAGAAGGGAAAGGGAACCCAGGAAGAGAAUGUGAAUGUUGUCACUGGUGGGUGCUCUUCAGAUGAGUUUUCAGAUGAAGAAAGAGUAGUCAUAGAAGAACAUGACGAAAGAAGUUGCACAGGCAAGGGCAAUCAGGAGAGUGCAGCAAAAUGUGAAGUCGAUGACUGUGUUAUUGAGCACUUCAAGUAUGAGCUGCAAGAGAUUCUAGUAAGCUAUUCUUGUCGAAUAUUCCUUGGUUGUUUUGAGGCUAUAUACCAGCAGCGAUACAAGAAACAGCUGGAAUAUCAGAGAUUUGGUGUGGACAAGUUGGAGGAUUUGUUUGAGAAAGUGAGUGAUGUGGUGGUAUUGCAUGAGGAACCAGUAAGCAGGAAGAAGUUCCUGGCUGCUGUGGGUGGUUAGAAAACUUGGCAACGAAUUGCUAUUCGCAUUAACCGUUCUGAUGUUUUAAUCUUAUGCUGAGAAAUUAGUUUUCUCUUUAGCAACCUCAGCCUUUUCAGGUAAUUUAUUCCUUAGAAGACUUGUAAAAAUGAUAUGCUGGACAUAUGUGUUUUUUUUAUAGUCACUGUCCUGCAUGUAUCUGAAACUUUCCCCUCGAAUUAGUGUUUAUUUUCAGUCUCUGAAACCGAUUAGCUACUUGUAGGAAUCGGGAGACGUGUACAAGUAAUAGCUUUUGUACUUGUAUCUUGUAUCGUAUUUCAAUAUACAAUUCUUCCAUGUUGAUUUAUUUU